GUUAGCCAUUCUGAGUAGAACUCAAGCAACUCACUCUUCUUUAAACGCCUUGGGGAAAAAAAAGAAGAAGAGCUAAGCUACUCGUUUCUUUCGCUCUCUGUUUUUCCUCUGUUUUUCUUUUACCCAUGAAAACAUGUUACUUCCUCUAUACCAGCAGCCUUUUACUCUCCCACCGAAAACCCUGAGUCCGCACUCUUUACCCGCCAAAAUCCUCGCCUCCCAAUAUCCUAAAACCCCCAAAAAACCCCGCAAAGAAAUUUUCCUUAUCCGGAGCUCCAUACAGCGAACCGGAAAUCAAACCCUUCCUCAAUCCGCCAUCCAACGUAUUGCUGACAAGCUUCGGUCCCUUGGAUUCUCCGAAACGCAAAACCCGGAACCUGAAUCUGAACCUGGGUCCGGGUCUGAUUCCCCUGGAGAAAUCUUUGUCCCUUUACCGGAGAAAAUACCCAAAUACCGGGUUGGUCAUACUAUUGACACCAGUUGGAGCACACCGGAGAACCCGGUGCCGGACCCAGGCUCGGCUCCGGGGAGCUUGAUGACGAGGUUUAGGGAUAUGAAGAGGGAGAGGAGGAAAGUGGGGAGGGUGAAGGAUGAGGAGAGGGCGGUUCCAAGUUUGGCAGAGCUGAAGCUGUCGGCGGCGGAGCUGAGGCGGUUGAGGACUGUGGGGAUUGGUGAGAAAAGGAAGUUAAAGCUUGGGAAAGCCGGAAUUACGGAAGGGAUUGUGAAUGGGAUUCAUGAAAGGUGGAGAAGGAGUGAGGUGGUUAAGAUUGUUUGUGAGGAUAUUUGUAAAAUGAAUAUGAAGAGGACUCAUGAGGUUUUGGAGAGAAAGACUGGAGGGUUGGUUGUUUGGAGAUCUGGAAGUAAAAUAAUAUUGUAUAGAGGAGCUAAUUACAGAUAUCCUUAUUUCCUGGCUGAUAAAAUCGCAACAGAUGACACUUCUUCCAAUGCUUCACCAGAUACAAACAUGGAUAACGUGGAACUCCAUGAAACAGAAAGCUGCUCAUCUGAAAUCAAUAGUGCAAAAACUGCUAUACCAAAUGCAACCAACAAAAUGACUAAACCAAUAGUAGUUCAAGGUGUUGGUUCUCCAAGUAGAGUACGAUUUCAACUGCCUGGUGAGGCAGAACUUGUUGAAGAAGCUGACCGCUUGUUAGAUGGACUGGGUCCAAGGUUUACAGACUGGUGGGGUUAUGAGCCUCUUCCAGUUGACGGUGAUCUUCUACCUGCAAUUAUUCCUGGAUACAGGAGACCUUUCCGCCUUCUUCCUUAUGGUGUGAAGCCAAUCCUGACAAAUGAUGAAAUGACCACUUUGAGAAGGCUUGGCCGACCCUUACCCUGUCAUUUUGUGUUAGGAAGAAAUAGAAAACUUCAGGGAUUGGCUGCGUCAAUUGUCAAGCUCUGGGAAAAAUGUGAGAUCACUAAAGUUGCCAUUAAGAGAGGAGUACAGAACACUAAUAGUGAAUUGAUGGCAGAGGAGUUAAAGUGGCUGACUGGAGGCACUUUGCUCGCACGUGAUAAGGACUUCAUUGUCUUAUAUAGGGGAAAGGAUUUCCUACCUUCUGCUGUUUCUUCUGCAAUAGAAGAGCGGAGAAGGCAUGUAAUUCAUGUGGAGAAACAGGGUGCAGAAUGUAGUAAAUCAAAGAAAACUGCACAGGAGGUCAUUGUUGAGGAUACUAAAAGUGGCUCUGAAAGUAAAAUUAAUAGUGCCAAGGAUCAAAGAAGCAAUUUCUUUGUUGACCCAAAAAACAUGAAGUCUGCUGAAGCAGCCAUUAGAAAGACUGACGUGAAGUUAUCUAUGGCAUUAGAGAAGAAAGCAAAGGCAGAAAAACUUCUAGCGGAGCUGGAGCAGGCACAGAUCCCUCAACAAUAUGAAAUUGAUAAAGAGGGUAUAACUCAAGAAGAAAGAUAUAUGCUUAGGAAGGUUGGCUUGAGAAUGAAGCCCUUCCUCCUAUUGGGUAGACGGGGUGUAUUUGAUGGAACAGUUGAAAACAUGCAUCUUCAUUGGAAGUACAGGGAACUAGUGAAGAUAAUUUCUAAGGAGACAAAUGUUGAAGCUGUUCAUCAACUAGCGCGGAUGUUAGAGGCAGAAAGUGGUGGGAUAUUGAUGGCUGUGGAGAGAGUAAGUAAGGGUUAUGCAAUCAUUGUUUAUCGUGGAAAGAACUAUGAGCGGCCUACUUGUCUGAGACCUCAGACACUUCUUACUAAGAGACAGGCAAUGAAGCGCUCUUUAGAGGAACAGCGUCGUAAGUCUUUGAAACUACAUAUUUUGAAGCUUACCAGAAACAUAGAUGAAUUGAAACACCAACUGGUUGUAGACAAGGAGGCAAACAGCAUGCAAACUGUUGAGCAAUCAAGUUUGCCAUUGGUCCAAGAGGAAAUGGAAACUUUGCAGUCAGUUGAAUACACAGGAUCAGUUAUUGAAUGUCCUGCAUCUCCGGGAGGGCAUGUAAAGGCUAGAGACAAAGAUGGAUCUGAGUCAACUUCCAUGAAAAAUGAUAAAAUGGUUGCGGCAAUAGGUAUUCGCCAACCCUCUAAACAAGAGCUGAUGGAGCCAUCAUCAAUACAUGAUGGGUUUGAGAAUCAUAAAACGGAAUCUGAGUUUUCAGCAGAAUCUGUGAACAGACAAAGUCAUGCAACUGAACUGAGGGCUUUGAAUGCUCAAGUUGAAAUGGUUGACACAUCUUACCCUGAUAACUUAAUGGAAGAAAUAGACUAUUCUGGUGCUAUUAAUGCUAAGCAUGGUGCUUCCAAGAAUGGGCCAAUGGAAUCAUUGGUUGAAUCAGCCAGCAUGUUGGAUGUUUCAAUUUCAUCAGCAGUUGAAAAUAUGUCAAAUAAGAUGGGUUCAACAGCAAACUUCCUUUCUAACAAAGACAGACUUCUCUUACGAAAGCAAGCUCUUAAGAUGAAGAAACGUCCUGUACUUGCAGUUGGGAGGAGCAACAUUGUGACUGGUGUUGCAAAAGCAAUCAAGGCACACUUUCGGAAGCAUCCUCUAGCUAUAGUAAAUGUGAAAGGGAGGGCUAAAGGGACUUCUGUGCAGGAGGUGGUGCUAAAGCUGCAGGAAGCCACAGGUGCAUUUCUAGUUUCUCAGGAACCUAGCAAAGUCAUACUGUAUAGAGGUUGGGGUGCUGGAGAUGAACUAGGCCGAGGUGAUAAUACGAAUGCAAAAGAUUUGUUGGCUCAGAAUCAGCCAGCUGUGUCCCCUGAGCUUAUUGCAGCAAUCAGACUUGAAUGUGGCUUGCAACUUCACCAAGAGCAAGAGGCAACUUGAUUUGCUGGAAUUUUGAGGUUUAAAAUGCAGGUGGUUCUCGGAGUACCAUGCCGAUAUAUACAUAAUUCUUCCAACUGCAAUGUAAGGACACUUGUCUGUAUCAAGUUGUCUAGAUGCUCCUCUCUUCAUUCUUCAGUUGUGUUCAUCGAGGAACAGAACUGCGAGAUUACAUCUUCAAAUAAGUCAGUGCGUUCCCACUGCUUUCAAACCUGUCACCUGUCACUUACAUAACAGAAGUAAAUGCCUUGUUGACAUAUCUCUCUCAAUGCUCCAACAUUAGGGAUCUUUUCUAUGCCCCAUUGUCCAUAAAGUCAAUAACGGAUACGGUUGAUACUUAUUCUUGUGCCGUGAAUUAGUCUUGUUUCCACCCUGUGUAGUCCAAGGCUUUGUCAAAUUCGUUUAUUUGUAACUAUUAUUUUCAGAAAAUGAGAAAAAACCCUUGCUAAGUGUUUCACCUUGAAGCAUGGUCUCGUGACUCGAUUCUUGUUAAGUGUUAAAUGAGCAGGCUGUUCAAUAUUGAAUAUGAU
This is a messenger RNA of Theobroma umbraticum, 3798 nucleotides long. RefSeq names its product CRM family member 2 (gene CFM2). Lineage: Eukaryota; Viridiplantae; Streptophyta; Magnoliopsida; Malvales; Malvaceae. The record is from RefSeq and is a predicted model, not a curated record. Gene Ontology annotation, biological process: RNA splicing, via transesterification reactions. Gene Ontology annotation, molecular function: mRNA binding.